GCUGCAACAGUCGUUAGAGAAUGCUGCCCGAAUGGUUAACCGAGUUGUAUAUUCAGUCUAAACUGAGAAUUUACUAUAAGGACAAUGGGUUGAAAGUCCUUAAACUGUGGUCGAAGCCAGCCUCGGGCAAAGGUGACAACUGGGUGGGGGUUAUGACGCGUAUCCAUGUGGAUUUCCAACGAAGCAAUGAGAAUGCCGUGCAGAAAGAAACAUAUUUGCUGAAGGAAGGAUGCUCCAAGGAUGCCCCACAGUCAAAGCUCUUUAUAGAUUACGAAGUCUAUACUCGAGAGAUGGAUAUGUAUGAGUUUGUGUUGCCCAAGAUGUCAGAGAUUCUGCUUGAAGUGGGUAUCACUGAUAAAAUGCAUGCUAAUGCCAUUUGUGUGGAUCGUGAGCAUGAAAUCAUGAUUCUCGAGGAUUUGGCACCACUCAAAUAUAUCAAUGCGGAUCGUGUUAAGCAAUUGGAUCUGUCACAUGCUGAGCUUACAAUUGACAUGUUGGCCAAGUUCCAUGCUGCCGCAACAGUGCUAAAACAGCGCCAUCCUGAAUCGAUGCCUCCGAAACUUCUAGUCAAUUACUUUUCCCGUGAUCGCGAUGGCUAUAAACGGGUAUUCACUGGUCUCUUUAAGGCGCUGUUGCGCUAUGUGAAGAGUGAACCAAAAUUGGAGUCACGCUACUAUCACAAAUUGGAGCGUACCCUCACCAAUCUGAUGGAGUACGCAGCUCGCGCUCAUGAUGUCAAUGAUCAGGACUUGCAGACUCUGCUUCAUGGUGAUUGCUGGACCACCAACAUAAUGUUUCAAUAUGAUAGUCAAGGACAACCGAGAUCUGUGGUCCCAAUCGAUUUUCAAUUUAGUGUAAUCACUUCACCAGUCUUGGACUUACACUAUUUCUUUAGUACAUCCCUUCAGGAGGAUGUGAGGAUCAGACAAUUGGAAUUGGUGCAGCGACAUUAUUAUGCUUUAAGACAGAAUCUGGAGAAGCUCAACUAUAAGGGCAACAUUCCCAGUUUAUUUGAAUAUCAAUUGGAAUUUCAGAAACGGCAUUUCUUUGCUGUUUUUGUGUCUUUGGUAUUCCAACCGUUUAUGGUAUAUCAGGGUGAAGUUUUGGGAGAAUUUGUUGAUUUCUAUGAGAAUACACCACAGGCCAUAAAAUUCCAGGACUCUCUAUAUAGCACAGCAAAGGCUCACGAAAUUGUGGCAAAAAUGCUACCCAUAUUCGAUGCCAAAGGACUCUUAGAUGAUCAAUAAUUGUCGCAGAAAUCAAACAAAGAAUAGAUUGUCUUUGGCUUAAAUCGUUUGAAAAACUCUCGAAAACAUAUUCGAACACUGACUGCAAGACUUCGAAGUAGAGUAAAAGGAUAUAGUCAACUGAUCUGAAUGAAAUUCACCUUAAUAAUUUAAUAAAUUCAGUUGCCUUAACUGAAAGUUGACGAGCUGCUUUUACCGAUUAGCCAGUUAAAUGCAUCUUUUAAUGGAAUUUGUUUAAAAAAGAGAACAUUCAAGUAAUAAUUAAGGGAAAUAAGAAAAUCACACAAAAUUUUAGGCUAGACAAAAGCACGUUUCUUUCAUUCCUUGAACUGAAUUUUGAUAUAUGGCCCUGGGCAAUGACUAAAAUUAGCAAGUUCAUAAAUUAUAUUCUACAUAGAAACAGAUUUAGCCAUCGUUGUGGAAGCUAAAACACAAAAAAGAAACAAAAAAAAAAAUAUAACACGUCUAAUUAGGGCCGCUCAGCUCAGACACCCGAGUAUGAAAAUGAAGAUGAUGAGGGUAAGAUUGGGGACGAGGAUGUGGAUGAGUGUAUCUUGCAGAUACAGUUCUUCAGAUAUUUCGCAAAAUACGAGGUGACGAGGCCCUUGUGGUGGCCCAUAGGGGUAUAAUCACUUAGCUAGCUGAGAAAACAAUAAACCACAGCAAAACAACCAAAAAGAAA
Molecule: messenger RNA, 1929 nt
Organism: Drosophila willistoni
Lineage: Eukaryota; Metazoa; Arthropoda; Insecta; Diptera; Drosophilidae
Exons: 3
Coding region: 21-1247 (408 amino acids)
Source: RefSeq, a predicted model, not a curated record